AUGCCGAGUCCUCCAUCACAGCCCUCACAGGGCGCGGCGUCCGCAGAUCCUUCAGAGAACUUCGACCACGUCUCUGUUGGGUCACACGAUUUUUUACCCUCUGAGUAUCUAGCGAACGAUUCCACCGAGGGUUGCGAUACACCCAGCUCUUCCGAUUUUACACCGACAAAGCGAUUCCAGUUCCGCCCACAUUUGACAGUCAACGUCUACAAUACUGGAGGGGGAGGCUCGAGUUCGGGAACGAGUGAUGCGUCUACUAUUCAUGCCGAACGUUCUACCGAAAGGGAUGAAGUCAUCACUAAGCUCAAGUCUCAGCUAGCUGCUUUAUCACGAAGAGUCGACGAACUCUCCCAGGAACAAAAGCCAUCACCAGUUGUGAUCGAUAGUGGGACAUGGAGUACGAUUAAGGUCCGAUCAUGGGAGAACCCUCAGGUCCAUACAAAAGGACGUGUGAGCUUCUCAAAGGAUUUCAAGACAGCCCCAACUGUUAGCGUCAGUAUAUCAGCGGCGGACGUGUCCAAAGAUGCGAAUUUCAGGGUUAAGGUGUACGCGACAGCGGUAGACGCGACAGGGUUUACUGCUCACGCCGACAGUUGGGCGAACACCAAGAUGCAUUCUUGUCAAAUAUCUUGGAUAGCUAUUGGAUCUUGA
Molecule: messenger RNA, 651 nt
Organism: Fusarium pseudograminearum CS3096
Lineage: Eukaryota; Fungi; Ascomycota; Sordariomycetes; Hypocreales; Nectriaceae
Exons: 1
Coding region: 1-651 (216 amino acids)
Biological process (GO): cell adhesion
Molecular function (GO): carbohydrate binding
Source: RefSeq, a predicted model, not a curated record